Fusarium oxysporum Fo47 is the source of this 1111-nucleotide messenger RNA. RefSeq lists its product as uncharacterized. The record is from RefSeq and is a predicted model, not a curated record. The coding region runs from base 89 to 1111 and encodes 340 amino acids. The transcript has a single exon. NCBI's taxonomy places the organism in Eukaryota, Fungi, Ascomycota, Sordariomycetes, Hypocreales, Nectriaceae.
CAUACCAAUGCGAAAAACAUAAAUACUCCAACCAUCUUUUCACGGCUAGAGAAUACCAACGCACACAUCACCGCUUCACUCGUUAAUCAUGUUGUUCACUCCACUCAUUCUUCUCCUUCCCACCGUUAGCCACGCCUCUUGGCUUCCUAUCAGGAGAGGACAGCCCUCAAACCCUGAAGACUGUACUGUGACAAGCACUCUUUCUCCUAUCACUGUGACCAGUCUCCAUCCCACCUCCACCAUUGGACCCUAUGGCUCUGGCUCUGGCUCUGGCUCUGGCUCUGGCUCUGGCUCUGGCUCUGGCUCUGGCUCUGGCUCUGGCUCCGGUGGCUCCAAUGGUUCUGGUGGUUCUGGUGGUUCUGGUCAUGGUCAGGUGACAGGCGGUGGCUCACUCAUCUACACCACUGCCCUUCCAACCCUUGGCCCCAAUGGUCCCGGUGUACAUACUUAUACCAUCACCGCCCCCUGCGCCUCGUCUCACUGCCAGAGACCUGCCUCCACCGAGUGUCCUCCUGGUUUCACCACCACAGCCGUUAUCUGUCACGUCUGGGGCGAGCACCCGGUCACCACUACUUUGACUCUGCCUAUCGAGUCAGCCACAGCUGCUCAGGGGUCUCAUGGUGGGGCCGCCAAGGCUGGUUCUACUCUGACUGCGGUUGUCACGGCCGUUAGUCACAAAACCGUCGCACCAGUCUCUCCUUCUGAGAACGUGUACCCGUGGAUUUCUCGCGGUAGCCCUGAAUUGCCCGACACCCAGAAACCCUCUCAGGUCUCUGGUGGUUCAGAUUCCAAGCAUGAUGGUGCUGGAAAAGGCGACGAAAUACCCGAUGGCCCUAAGAACACUGGUUCUCCCGAGUCGCCCGCUGGUGCGGACACUAGUUCUCACACUGCCACUGUGGAUGCACCUAACGGAGCCUCUACUGCAGCGGGUAAUGAAGCCGGGCACGGAGACGGAGAUGAAGCGGGAUCGGAAUCGGCAUCUCCUUCUGAUGACGCUAGUCCAUCAGCCGUCGUCGUUACUGGCCAUGCACCCGAGACUAAGGUGGCCAGGUCUGUUGUCCUCAAGGCUGUCCUCUUCGCUACCAUGGUCUUGUAUAAUCUUUAUGUUUAG